GCUGACCUAAAAUCGUACGUUUGUUGGCAUGUGUAUGGGCUUGUCCAACGUUCUGAUAAGAAAUAUGAUGAAGCUAUUAAGGCGUAUAAGAGGGCUCUGCUCCUUGACAAAGAUAAUAUGCAAAUUUUGCGGGACUUAGCAUUACUCCAAAUUCAAAUGAGGGAUUUUGAAGGGUACAAGGAGUCGCGGUAUCACUUGCUACGACUUCGUCCAACACAACGGGUAUCUUGGAUAGGAUAUGCAACUGCUUAUCAUCUUCUGAAAGAUUAUGAAAAGGCUCUGACCAUUCUAGCAGAAUUUCUUCAGAACAACAAGCCCACAUCAUAUGACUUUGAACAUUCCGAGUUAGUGCUUUAUCAAAACAUGAUUCUCUGCGAAGCUGGUCAGCUGGAGGAGGCUUUGUCUAAGCUAGAGGAAAAUGCAGCUGUUAUAGUGGACAAAGUAACUUACAUGGAAAGGAGAGGAGCUCCUAUUUCUGAACGUGUAUCAAUGUACGACAGUUUUGCUGAACGACAUAAGCGAGCGGCAGCUCCACGGCGUCAGCCUUUGUAUCUUUUGGAGGGUCUAGAGUUGAGCCGCCGUCUUGACGACUGGAUAGUCAAGGGACUCCGAAAGGGCGUACCAAGUCUCUUCAAGAACUUAGUUCCUCUGUAUGACAACCCAGCAAAGGUCGCUAUUAUUGAACAGUUGUUAUUGGAUUAUGUCAAAAAAGUUGAGAAUAAUGGUUACAGAGGUGGCUCAUUCCAUGGUGACGAAGAAGAAAUGGAGUCUCCAACUUCCGCACUUUGGCUGUACCUACUGAUUGCUCAACAUUUCGAUCGUGUGGGAAAUAUCCCGGUUGCCUUGAAGUACGCGGAGUGUGCUUUCGCCCAUACACCGACUUUGAUAGAAACUCUUAUGAUCAAGGCGAAAAUAUACAAGCACGCUGGUGACUAUUCCGAG
Molecule: messenger RNA, 942 nt
Organism: Ostertagia ostertagi
Lineage: Eukaryota; Metazoa; Nematoda; Chromadorea; Rhabditida; Trichostrongylidae
Source: the annotation of a GenBank genome assembly